GAACGACCUGGGGGCUACGCCCCCAGGUCGUUAAAAAAGGAAACUACUGCCUAAAGGUAAGGACUCUACUUGAAGUGUUAUAUAAAUUUCAUCUUCCAGAUAUGUCUAACACUGUGAGAUCAUGGUCUGUGUUCUGUAAAGUCUUUUGUGUUUUAUACCUUAUCUCUUCCAUUUGUGCUGCUGUGCUUUUUGUUUUUUUUGCCACCAUUGCUGCUAUUAAUGAAGAUUCUAAUAAGUAUCCUCUUGAAGUUGGUGAUAUAUUAGGCAACAGCUCUGCUCUUAUAGAUCUAGAAGUUGACUCGUCAGACUACCCAAUAUCAUCUGUAACAUCAUUUCUUUGAAUGCAGAACAAAGACCUUUCAUGUACAUUGUCAUCCCCUUAGCAUCAGUGAAUAUACCGACUAUCACAGAUUAUCUUCCUUUAGAGCAAAUUCCCUUAAGUUUGUCAGAGGCUGAAUCAGAGUAUAGAGGAGCUCUUAACUAUCUUGGAAGUGAUGAGCCUAUUUAUUUGCUCUCUGGCUCUUCAAUCAUGUACAACUUAAUGAUAAUAACUUCAAUAGACACUACAUAUUCAGCUUGUCUCUACCUUUAUGCAAGUGCAACACAAUACAACAGUUUUCUGAUGUCAAAUAGCAGCAAUGUAUACAACGACUCACAUUGUUUUGUGUCAGCAAACACAAUGGAACCUGCAACAGCAUCUUUUUCUUUUAACAUCACAAGUCCUGGGCAGUACUAUGUUGGUAUACAAUUACAGAGUGGUGUUACUGUACAAGCCAAUGCUUCUGUUUUACGGAUAUAUUAUAAUACUACUGGACUUCAGCAGCAAACCACUUGUAAUAAUAUAACUUCUUGUCGAAUUGAUGUAUGCAAUACCUUUAUAUGCAGUCAUGAGGCAAUUACUUAUUUUCUUAUCAAACCAUCCAAUAGAACAUCUAUAAAUUAUUUCUUUACAAUUUCAAAGUUUACUCCAGAUAUUUUCAUUGCUUUUGUUUUGAGUGAAACCACGUACAUCAUUCUGACAAUCAUAGCAGGCUGUUUCACUUAUCGUCUUUAUUGUAAGAAGACUAGACGUAGAUCUACACGUAUAUCUACUCUUAGUAGUAUUAAGACUAAGAGUAUCCUUCAUAAAAAGCAGCAAGGCAGAAGAGAAAUUUGUAGCAUAAAUUAUCAAAAUGAGACCAAUUUACCAAAUCUAAACAAUCUUAGACAGAAGCCAAACUCUGAAUCAGAUGAUGAUGGUGAAAAAUCUUUUGUACAUGAAGAUUUUGUAUCAAAAUCUACAUGUAGGAAUUUGUGUUUUACCUCUACUGAUAAUCAAUUGCAUUUAGAUAAUAGGUUUGCUCUGUCCACACAAUCUAUAAGUAGUAAUGAUGAUAUAAACGAGACACUUCUGCCAAAAGUAGAGACAGCUUUAUUGCUAUCAUGUGAAAGUGACAGAUCAUCACAGUCUCAAUUUGAUAUGGAAUCAAUGUGCUGGAAAGACUCAUUGACAAACAGAACCAAUGAUCAAACAUGUAACACAGCCAAUGAAAAGCUAUUUCUAAAAAUAAAAGGUGCAUUUGGUGAGCUACAGAAGCUAUCAUUAGACAUUAGUGGUUUAGUGUAUCACUGUAGUCAGUAUGGAGUGACUCUCAUUAUUCCAGAGGGAGCAGUACAAGAGUCAGCUACUGUAUGGUUUGGAGCAUGUCUCUUCAGUGAUAAGUUUAAGUUUGGUGAUUAUGUACCAGUCACUCCUAUUGUGUGGGUACACAUUGACAGAAAGCUGGAUAAAUGUGCAGAACUGUACAUUCCACAUGAUGUUGCUAUUUCCAGUGACACCAAUCUACAACAUUUCACUAUAUUAACAGCUCACGAUGAUGAUUGCUCUGAUGUUAUAAGUUUCCAAGAAAAUUGUGGAUCACAGGCUGAAUCUACUUCUGGGUUACAAAUUUUUAAAAUUUUGUCGCCUCAUUUUUGCUCUAAUUGUGUUGCUGUCCAGAAAGGGGAAUACAAAUUUAUACCCAGAAGGUAUUUAAUAGCACGUGCUGAUAAGAAAAAUGGAAGGGAAUUAUCAGUACAAUUUAUUUUUCUAUGCCAACAAGAAGGUUGCACAGAGGUUGUUGAAGAGCAGUGUGCUAAGGAAGGAUUUAAGAUAUUAUCAUAUGAACCAGUCACAUUUACUGGUGAUGGUCAAGUAUCACUGUCUUUUGAGCCACCUAGUGUCCCUGGUUGGAAAAGAAAAGAAGUUGGGUUUUCCAAAGACUAUAUUUCUGUUGGAGAUAUUGAUUAUUAUCAAAUGAUGGGAUGUGAAAAUGUUGCAGAAGUCACUGAAGAGGAGCUGAAACGGCUUAAGUUGUUAGAAAAGAAGCUCUCCUAUCCUCCUCGUUUUAGAAUGCAGUUUACAUCAGAUGCAGUAGUGGAAAAAAGUCAAAAAGUGAUUGUUCGCUUCAAUCAAGUUCAUCCUCCUGUGAAAAACACAAUUCUGUUAGAAGGUUCCAUAGAAUUACCUCUUUCUCCGACCUCAUCUGCAAGUAGUACUAGAUCUGGUAUUGAUCUAAUGACAUAUGAAAAUGAUUUGUUACUGGGGGACUGUCUUUGUAUUAUUGCAAGUGAAGGAGAUUUAAAAGAAAAAUGGUUUGAUUUUGGAUACAGAUUAGGCCUUACAAUUGGUCAGCUGCAGGACAUUGGACUAACAAGCAUUGAUUCUAUCCAACGUACUAGAAAAGUUAUAAUUCACUGGAGAAAUGAGAACAGAUCAGAAUCAUGGGAGCCUUUAGCAGUAGCUCUUGCUAAGAUUGGGUUUAAAGAUUUAGCACACAGAGUCAAAGAUUAUUUUGAAUCUCCUCCUGUACCUGAACCAGAACCAGAAGAUAAAGAAGAUCACUACAAGGGAGUUUAUUGUAGUCUCUGUGAAGAAUACCAUCUUAAACCUGAAGACAUUCAACAAGAAAUACAUGCACCAAAAGUCAACUCUACUCCUGAUAUUGUUGAUCUUACUAACCUAGUAGCAGCAAAAAUUCAAGACAAGUUCUAUCAAUUUGGAACAGCAAUUCACUUGAAUGAUGGAUUCUUAAAGAGUCUCUAUGAUACUUAUCAUGAUCCCAUUGAUAGAUUCAUUGCUGUUUUUAAUAGGUGGAAGGACAAUGAUCCUGACACAUACACAUGGGGUACUGUCAUUAAGGUACUUCAGUCUGAUGCUAUUGGAGCUCAUGCAGUGGCUCAAGAUGUCAUGAAGCAUCUUACCACUAAUGCAGAGGCUGCAGAGCAUGCUUCCAACUAAUUGUUUUUGUAUGGUUUUUGUACGUGUGUGAUGUUUACCAUUUUUAUAUUUUACAAAGUUUAUACAUAUUUUAUUUUACCACUUGUAUAUAUACAUGAUUUUUUUAGAACUUUUGUUUUUACUAUUGAUGUCAUGAUUUUUAUUUUAUAUUUUUUAUUA
Amphimedon queenslandica is the source of this 3418-nucleotide messenger RNA. RefSeq lists its product as uncharacterized. Lineage: Eukaryota; Metazoa; Porifera; Demospongiae; Haplosclerida; Niphatidae. Gene Ontology annotation, biological process: signal transduction. Bases 362 to 3259 code for a protein of 965 amino acids. Gene Ontology annotation, molecular function: protein binding. The record is from RefSeq and is a predicted model, not a curated record. The transcript is spliced from 10 exons.